GUUUCCAGUAACUCUCACAUAAUCUCAAAGAAAAACCCUAAUUUCUAAUUGAGAAAUCUGUGCAAAAAAAAAAUCAAAAUACAAUCAAGAUGGACACCCAAGAGUCAGCAGCAGCAGAGGACGAUGUAUUGAGAAUCAAAAAUUCUAUGGAAACGGAGGAAGAAGACGAUGAUGGAAUGGCUCUAACUCACUUCUCUCAUCCAAGCGCUAUCGCUUCUUCAAACCCUAAAUCUCAAAUAACUACGGUAACUGUUGCUGAUUCAGUGAAGGAGUCAACAGAAUCUGAAAAUAGGAGUCUUAAGGUUGAGAACGGUAAAGCUAAAUUGCUAGACCCUAUAGAGCGAGCUGAAGAGUUUCGGUCGAGUUUAGACCCUAAAUUCCCAAGUUUCGUUAAACUUAUGGUUAAGUCACAUGUUUCAGGGGAAUUUUCUCUGGGGAUUCCCUCGAAAUUCUGUGCUAAAUUUAUGUUAAAAGAAGACAUUUCAAUGACUUUGUUGGAUGAAGAAGGGAAAGAGCACAUUGCAAAAUACCUUGCUGGAAAAUGUGGGCUGAGUGCUGGAUGGAGAGGGUUUGUUAUUGAUCACAAGUUAGUGGAGGGGGAUCCAGUGGUUUUCCAGUUAAUCGAGAUUAAUAAAUUCAAGGUAUACAUUGUAAGGACAAUUGGCUUAGGAGAAGUUGACAGUGCUUUUGGCCAUCUACAACUCGAAGCUUGUGCGCAGAAAAGUUCUCUAGGUAUCUUUGCUGGGCAUCUCCUUCUGAUUGUUCUAUCAGUCUCUAUUGAACUUCAAACUGUUGGUAUUUGUUUGAUGUUUAAAUUAGGCAAGGCAGGCGAUGAUACGAAGCCGACGAGAAAUACUGUUGUAGGGAAACCAAAGCGUCUUCCUUUACCUGUUGCUGAUCAACCUAAAAAUUGCAGCGAAGAGGCAGAUUCAGAAAAUGUGGAAGGUAUUAGAUUUGCAAGCUCGGUGCCUGAGUUUGAAGAUAUCAAGAAUGUAGAGAGUUUCAACAUAAUUUAUAACGAUUUGAUUAUAGAUUCGGAAAUGUCCAAACAUGUAAGGUCUAGAUACUACAAGCUCUGCUGCAGUCAGAAUUCGUUCCUGCAUAAAAAUCUUGUGCCCGGCCUCAAUUGUAAAUUAGUUGCAGGUAUGAUUUGUGAAACUGUCAACAUUUCUGACGCCAUUCAAUCUAGCCAAGUUCGCAGUACUUCUAGGGAUGUGUUGCAAUUAUGGAGAAAGAGUUUGGAAGCAUUUGAGCACCUUGACAUGAAUGUGGGUUUUUUGCUUCCUCGGUUGGAUGAGCUUGUGAGACUGGCCUCUGAAUCAGAACAAGCAGUAGAUCUGAAAAGGGACAGAGAAGCUAUAAAUGAACGAAAGCUUGCGGAAGAGUAGAUGAAAAUUUUGAAAGGCCAAUACUCCCUGGUAAUUUUAUUCAGUAGGUAUGCAGACUAAGAUAGGGUCGUUGGAGUAAUUUGGAUCUCAACUUUUUGGUAACCUAUGAAGCAAAUCUCAACUUUUUGGUAACCUUAAGCUUGUGAAUGCUUCUUGUGUUUCAUCAAAACGGGCAAUCUAUAUAGAAAUCAGCAUUUCAGAAUUUUGUUUUUCUUACCAGAACGUGUAAAUCUUCUCUUUGUAACCAGACAGUCAGAAAUUUAUGAAUACGGAAGUGCUUAAUUUC
Molecule: messenger RNA, 1674 nt
Organism: Papaver somniferum (opium poppy)
Lineage: Eukaryota; Viridiplantae; Streptophyta; Magnoliopsida; Ranunculales; Papaveraceae
Product: B3 domain-containing protein Os01g0234100-like
Exons: 5
Coding region: 90-1388 (432 amino acids)
Molecular function (GO): DNA binding
Source: RefSeq, a predicted model, not a curated record